UAACUUUUGUCCAGAUUCACAAGGGAUGCAAGAUCUCCCAACAGAAGGCUACUAUAUAUGAAGAUGAAUGAGUCAUAAUUCAGUCUCUGUGUUUUAAUUACAACUUGAGCCAUUGUAUUGGAGGAUUUAAUGAGAGAAGGAACACUCAAGCAAUGGAACAUAGUAACCACACCAGAGUGACCGAGUUCAUCAUGCAGGGGCUCUUUGACCAUCCUCACCACCAGGGGCUGUUCUUUGGGCUAUUCCUGUGCCUUUAUACAGCUGUCGUCAUGGGCAAUUCCCUCAUCAUUGUGGCUAUUGUCAUCCACCCACCUCUCCACACUCCCAUGUACUUCUUCAUCGCCAAUUUAGCCCUAGUUGACAUUUUGUGCACUUCCUCGGUUGUACCUAAAAUGCUGGAAAACCUGAUGCAAGAGAAGAAAACCAUCUCCUUUGGAGGCUGCAUCUCCCAGCUCUUUGUCUUUACAUCAUCGCUGGCGACGGAGCUUCUGCUGCUCACUGUCAUGUCAUAUGACCGGUAUGUAGCCAUUUGCCACCCCUUGCAUUAUGUAAAACUCAUGAGUAAGGAAAUUUGUAUCCAUUUAGCUGUCAGUGUCUGGGCUGUUUGUACCAUCACUUCAUUUGUCAAUAUACUGCUUGUGCUGCGCCUGGAUUUUUGCGGCCCAAACCUCAUCCAGCAUUUCUUCUGUGAGUUCCCAACAAUACUGGCGCUGUCCUGCAGCUCCACCUACGUCAACGAAAUCAUGAUGUUCAUGGCUGACAUCUUCCUGGCCAUGGGGAACUUUCUGCUGACCACCAUGUCCUAUAGCUUCAUCAUCAUCACCAUCCUGAAAAUCCAGAGCUCCAAAGGGAAGCAGAGAGCCUUCUCCACCUGCUCCUCCCACCUGCUUGUGGUCACCUUGUACUACUCCACCACCAUCUACACAUACAUCCAGCCGACCUCCAGGAACUCGCAGGACAAUGACAAGAUGGUGGCCAUUAUGUACACUCUAGUCACUCCCAUCCUAAACCCUGUGAUCUACAGUCUGCGCAAUAAUGAGGUCAAAGUGGCAAUCAGGAAAAUCCUUCAAUUCACUACAAAAUAA
Mauremys reevesii (Reeves's turtle) is the source of this 1085-nucleotide messenger RNA. RefSeq names its product olfactory receptor 13A1-like. The transcript is spliced from 2 exons. NCBI's taxonomy places the organism in Eukaryota, Metazoa, Chordata, Testudines, Geoemydidae. Gene Ontology annotation, biological process: G protein-coupled receptor signaling pathway. The record is from RefSeq and is a predicted model, not a curated record. Gene Ontology annotation, molecular function: G protein-coupled receptor activity; olfactory receptor activity. Bases 153 to 1085 code for a protein of 310 amino acids. Gene Ontology annotation, cellular component: membrane.